This is a messenger RNA of Paramecium pentaurelia, 1355 nucleotides long. The record is from the annotation of a GenBank genome assembly. Lineage: Eukaryota; Ciliophora; Oligohymenophorea; Peniculida; Parameciidae.
AUGGGAAAUUGUAAUAUUAAUGAGAAACAAGAGGAUUAGCUUGAAAGCAAUAGUACUUAUUCUUAAUAUUCUAAGUUACCUCUAUAUCAAACUUUUAAUUUAUUGAUGCAAUAGGUAGAGGUGGAUUUGGUAAAGUGUGGAAGGUGAAAAAAAAGAAAAACAAAUUGUUUUAUGCAUUGAAAGUAAUGUCGAAAGCAAAGUAUUUAAAAAUAGUUUAUAUUUUGAGAAUCAUACAAAAGAAGUCAGUUUAGUCUGUUAUAAAUGAGAGAUAAUUGCUUAGUAAUUUAAGACAUGGGUACAUAUAAUGUUAUAUUGUGAUUUUAAGAUUUUUGAUUAAUAUGCAAAGUGCUUUUUAAGAUAAAGAGUAUUUAUAUUUAGUAAUGGAUUUGUUAACAGGAGGAGAUUUGAGAUUUCAUAUAGGAAGGUUAAGAAGAUUUAAUGAAGAAUAAACAAGUACAGUUUGAAAAUUUGAAUUAGAAUUUUUUGCUGCUUGCAUCAUAAUAGCACUUGAAUAUUUACAUUAGAAUGGGAUACUACAUAGAGAUUUAAAGCCAGAGAAUUUGGUUUUUGAUAGUAGUGGUAAUUGUUUUAAAUAUUAUAGUGAGGUUAUUUAAGAUUAACAGAUUUGGGUAUAGCAAGAAUAUGGAAACCAGAGAAUUCAUCAGAUACUAGUGGAACACCAGGUUAUAUGGCUCCUGAAGUUAUGUGUCGUCAUAAUCAUGGAAUAGCAGUGGAUUAUUUUGCUUUGGGUGUUAUAGUUUUUGAGUGUAUGUUGGGAAGAAGACCAUAUUUAGGAAGGAGUAGAUAAGAAAUAAGAGAAUAAAUGUUAUCCAAAUAGGCAGCUAUAAAGAGACAAGAAAUUCCUCCAGGAUGGAAUAUAUAAGCAGGAGAUUUUGCUAAUUAAGUAAAUGUUAUUAUAUUUAAAAAUUAGUUACUUUAAAGAAAACCCUAAAAUCGUUUAGGUUCAAAUGGUCCUGAUGAAGUUAAAGAACACCCUUGGUUCAAAGAUUUUAAUUGGUAAAAAUUGGAGAACAAAAUUAUGAUUGCUCCAUUUAUUCCAAAUGUACAAUAUUAAUAAAUUUGAGCUAGUGCAAUGAAGAUAAUUAUUUACCCUCAGAUGGUAGGAAGGAUUCAGAGGAUUCACUUAAUUAAGAAUAAUAAAUAUUGUUAAGACGUAAUUCAAUAUAAGGUAUAUUUUAAUUAAUCUUUUUUAAGAUUUAUUUAAAGUUUAUGAUUAUGAUAGUAGUCAAUAACAACCUUCAAUUAACAAUCUUAUGAUUGUUUCUAACUAAUCAUCAGCUAGAUUGAGUAAACCACCUACUUCUUCAAGCACUCCAAAGUCUUCUAAAUUAUGA